CCAUGCAAAAUGAAAGGUUUCGUGUUUAKGGAAGUUUGUUAUUAGUUUCAAUCUUAGUUUGUGGCUGAUUUCCAUYAUUUGGUUAUUUCCACAAGGACAAUUUUACUAUGUCAGGCAACGAACCUUUAACCUUCGCCACUGUGCGGGAAUACAUGCUUAAAAACGACGGAAAAGUAAAAAAUCAUGAUUUAGUGACACAUUUCCGACAACAACUCAACGAUCCAGCGAACAAAAACAAAGUACGUGGAGAUUUCAAAGAUAUUGUGCAUCAGCUGGCAACUGUACAAGAAAUCAAUGGAGAAAAGUAUUUUGUUCUAAAAAAACCUAGAGAAGCACCUGCAGUCCUACGUAAACCUGCCAGCAGUAAACCACCAAGAUCACACCCUUCAAGUCACAAAUCACGACCAGUGUCUGGCCCUCCUGUCAUGAGAAAUGCAAAAUUAUUUGAAGAUAUGUUGUCAUCUCAAAUGACUAAAGGACAUGCACCUGGCAGUGUUGGCCAUGCUUCUGAAUUUGACAAGGAAAAUCGAUCUGAUGUCAAGAGUCUUGUCAAAGAACAUAUGAGAAAAGCGGCCUCUGUUGAUAGCAUUGAUUCUACAGGAAGUUCAAAUAAUACACCAAAACAAAGUAGAAAAGUCUCAUCUUCUGGAGCUAGAGGAGGUGAAACAGAAGACAAAAUAUCACUGAUAUCAGGAGAUGACAUGGUACAUCUGGAUGAUGCAGAAUUUGAAGGUGAAGAGUUUACUGGGCCAGCAAUUCAAUUGGAACCUUUAGAAAAAGAAUGGUUGCUGACUGCAGCCCGUGGAAAUAGAGCUAACAUAAUGUGCCUGCUUGAGCAAGAGCCAAGUUUAGCAAAAAAGAGAGACUUUACUUCRGGUUAUACAGCUUUACAUUGGGCAGCCAAGCAUGGGAGAGAGGACAUUGUUUCAAUGUUAGCCAAGAAAGGAAUUGAUGUCAAUACUAAGUCACAUGGUGGAUACACACCACUGCACCUUGCUAGUAUGCAGGGACAUGACAAAGUCAUUAAAGUCUUAGUAGAGGAGUUUGAUGCUAACAUUUGUUCACGUGAUAACAGUGGGCGCAAACCAAGACAAGUGGCUAGUAGUAGUCURACUAUUGAAGCACAAAGACUUCUAGAGCAUAUUUUAAGUGAUUCAGCAUCGUCUGACAAUCGUACUAGUGUCAGUAAAAAGAAACAGUCRAGUGCCAAACAGUAUGGAUCAAUAAAUUCGAUUAUUACACCAAGUGCAGCUUUGGUUGGAUUUUAUGGUGACAAACAAUUACAACCUCCGGACCAUGGAGCAUCAGACAAGCCAAGGGACCGUGCAUCAUCGUUUGGUAAAUUUCUCAAAAAAGACAAAAAGAAGCACAAAAAAGAUCAGCGAGCCUCAACAGCUGACUUCCCUUCAGAGUAYGCAACACCAUCGGCCGGUCCGUCUCCAAAUCUGCAUCGUCCAUGUCAGAAAGGUACUGGGGCUGAGUUCGAAACUAACGUUAUUAGGAGCAGUUUUCGUCGUCUAGUGGGAACCACAAUGGACAAGCGGACGGCUCGAAAACGGCUUCUGAUCGGUUCACCACAGCAAUUACAACAAGUUGAAGAUGAAAGGCGCGAAAAUGAACUCGAACUACAUCGCACUCACUCUGACCCUAGCUUCAAAAAGACGACAGAAAUAUGAUAGAGACAUGACGACGUGAAGAGAUGCGCAUUAAUGUCAAUGCAACAAUUCUUAUAUUUUUUUGUAUUUUUAAGGAGAAAAUUAUCUUUUUUAGCGUAUCUUAUCAAUAGUCCUUUUACUCCAAGGAAUGAUAAACUGGGAUGAUUUGAUUWUUUCACAGAAAGCGACAGAUUAGGCUAAACCAUUAAACCAUUUUAACAGGUGCAUGAUAUCUCGCUGUGACGCUGAUUAACUUUUGUAAAAUAAUCAUUGGCAGUGUUAAGCCGUAAAUUCAUUUCAGUAAAAUACGUGAUUUGUACAAAGACAAUUAAAUUUAUUUUACGGAAAUAAAAAGUCGUGCUUGUCUAACGACAUAACAUGAUUCCUGAAAGCGUUCA
This is a messenger RNA of Exaiptasia diaphana, 2053 nucleotides long. RefSeq names its product ankyrin repeat domain-containing protein SOWAHC. The coding region runs from base 108 to 1676 and encodes 522 amino acids. Gene Ontology annotation, molecular function: protein binding. The record is from RefSeq and is a predicted model, not a curated record. NCBI's taxonomy places the organism in Eukaryota, Metazoa, Cnidaria, Anthozoa, Actiniaria, Aiptasiidae. The transcript has 13 exons.